AUGCCAGAUCAUUCAACGGUCUACUUAGGGACUGCCUUCGCGGCUGGUGCAUGCCUGGCUCUCGCAUACCAGGAGAUAUCACGUCCAAAAUGCGAAGGAAAAGCACAAGAGCAACCAAAGACCCAUGGCCUGGAAGCCAGAGCCGGUCCGCCGGCUAUCGUCGAAGGCAUUGAAGGAUGCAUUGGAAACACACCUCUCUUCAGGAUCAAGUCACUAUCAGAUGAAACGGGAUGUGAGAUUCUCGGCAAAGCAGAGGUAUAUGGCCGCGGUGUGCAUGCAAGAACACAGCUAACGCCGUCUAUAGUUUUUGAACGGCGCCGGUCAAAGUUCCAAAGACCGAGUCGCAUUAAGCAUGAUUCAAAUUGUGCGUUGAACAAAAGAACCAAAUCAAUCAACCCAGCUACUGACCAGACCCAGGCCGAAGAGCAAGGUAUCCUCACGCCUCAUGCAGGUGAUACCAUCUACGAAGGUACAUCAGGAUCAACCGGUAUCUCGCUAGCGACUCUCGCCCGGGCAAAGGGAUAUCUAGCACACAUCUGCCUGCCUUCGGACCAGGCAAUAGAAAAGUCCAAUCUACUUCUCAAGCUCGGCGCAAUUGUCGACCGGGUACCCCCGGCACCAAUCGUGGAGAAAGAUAACUUUGUCAACCGCGCUAGAGCAUUGGCAAAGACGCAUACGGCCUCUUCUGGUCUUGAAUCCACGUCAGAAGACGAUCUACCCACCGAUGAGCGCAUGACUCGUGGCCGUGGCUUUUUCGCUGAUCAAUUCGAGAAUGAAGCUAAUUGGCGUGCUCACUAUGAUGGUACUGGUCCGGAACUUUAUGCUCAGUGUGGUGGUCGGAUCGAUGCCUUCGUGGCCGGGGCCGGGACUGGCGGGACCAUUUCCGGCGUGGCACGGUUCCUGAAGCCUUUGUUGCCUAAGCUUGAAGUUGUCCUCGCAGAUCCGCAGGGAAGUGGGUUGUUCAAUCGCGUGGUUUAUGGCGUCAUGUUCGAUGUCAAGGAGCGAGAGGGUACAAGGCGGCGUCGACAGGUUGAUACAAUUGUUGAAGGAAUUGGCAUCAACCGUGUGACUGCCAACUUUGAGGCUGGCAAGGAGUUAGUCGAUGAUGCAGUGCGUGUAACCGAUGCCCAGGCUUUGGCUAUGGCUCGGUGGCUCGUUGAAAAGGACGGCAUCUUUAUUGGAAGUAGUAGUGCGGUGAACUGCAUUGCCGCUGUCAAGACAGCAAGGAAACUCGGCCCUGGCCAUCGAAUUGUCACCGUGCUGUCUGACUCUGGAUCACGGCAUCUUUCCCGAUUCUGGGCGAAGGCUGGAGACGUCGGUGGAGCCACAGAUACCAAACUUGAGGAUGUAAUGAAUGCCCGGGAUGAAGACUUUGAGUAG
Molecule: messenger RNA, 1380 nt
Organism: Penicillium salamii
Lineage: Eukaryota; Fungi; Ascomycota; Eurotiomycetes; Eurotiales; Aspergillaceae
Source: the annotation of a GenBank genome assembly